This is a messenger RNA of Phacochoerus africanus (Common warthog), 3462 nucleotides long. RefSeq names its product PWWP domain containing 3A, DNA repair factor (gene PWWP3A). Bases 212 to 2107 code for a protein of 631 amino acids. Gene Ontology annotation, cellular component: cytosol; nucleus. The transcript has 14 exons. The record is from RefSeq and is a predicted model, not a curated record. Gene Ontology annotation, molecular function: nucleosome binding. NCBI's taxonomy places the organism in Eukaryota, Metazoa, Chordata, Mammalia, Artiodactyla, Suidae. Gene Ontology annotation, biological process: chromatin organization; DNA repair.
UGGAGGAGGUGGUGAGCGCGGGCGGGAGCGGGCGGCGGGGCCUGGGGCGGCGCGGGUGCGACCGCCGUUGGGCUGCCGCGGCCUCCUCGCCCUCCGCGCUGGGCUCCAGGGACGCCGCGUUGCGGAGGCCGGGUGCCCGGGCACAUCGCGUCAGACCUUCAAGUACUUUGUUUGUGCCAAAUCAUUACCACUUGCCACAUGAGUCUAAAUCAUGACGGAUGCCAAGUAUGUCCUCUGCAAAUGGAAAGAGCGAUUAUGGCCUGCAAAGGUCUUGGCCGGAACUGAGAAAUCAGCAAAAAAUAAGAGAAAAAAGAAUAUUUUCCUAAACGUUCAGAUACUCUCCUUAGACAAAAAAAUUAAGGUAAUGAACAAGAGGGCCAAGAUUCUGGAGAAGUCUCACAUUGAAAGCAUUGCCUCCUCUUUAGCCUCUGAGAGCGCAGUGCUGGCCGCACCCCUAGAGGAGCUGGCCUACCGGCGCGCACUUCGAGUGGCCCUGGAUGUGCUGAAUGAGAGGAGCUAUUUGCAGGAAGAAAGCACUUCAAGGGAAGAAAGAGCCACUGUGUCUCCAAGUGAGAAGCCUGCAGAACCAGCCCCUUCACCCUGCGGCCCCAGCCCCACACCUUCGCUGCUCGAGGAUGCAUUGGGCUGUCGCAGAGCCCAGAGGAGGGAGCGCCUGCACCAGAGGCUCUCGGGGCCGCCUCCUCUUGAGAAGGACCCCACAUGCCAAGUGGACCACAAGGACGGGCUUGGGCGCGGUGGAUGCCCACCUGCUCCUGCACUCUCCUCAGCUGACGGUGGACCCAGAAGAUCCCGGGAGAACUGGACGACCCCAAGUAAAAGGGGUAGAAGCCCAGCCCAGGAGGCCAGCUUCAGUCAGAACAGGCUUCUGGUAUCAGAGGAGAGCAAGGCCCUGUGUUCACCUCCCAGAGCUGGGGAGGAGGGUACCCUGGGCAGCCCUGCCACGCUUCUGGCCCCGGGACCUGUGGCCUACCCUCAUGCCCGAAGCCCAGAUGCCCGCAGCCCAGAUGGCAGCACUGUUCGGCUGGGCCCCGCAGAGGACUCUGGAAACGACCAUCUCCUGGACAAAGCCCGUCAGUCUUCUGAGGAGUCGGUAGAGUUGAAUUCCGUCAGGUCUAUCCUGGAGGAGGACGAGGAGGAUGAAGAGCCCCCUAGGAUCCUCCUGUAUCACGAACCGCGUUCAUUUGAAGUAGGAAUGUUAGUCUGGCUUAAAUACCAAAAAUACCCGUUCUGGCCUGCCGUGGUCAAGAGUGUCAGGCGAAGGGAUAAGAAAGCGAGCGUGCUUUUUAUUGAAGGAAACAUGAACCCCAAGGGGAGAGGCAUCACGGUGUCUCUUAGACGGCUGAAGCAUUUUGAUUGUAAGGAGAAGCAGACAUUUCUGGACGAGGCCAAGGAAGACUUUGGUCAGGCCAUCGGCUGGUGCGUCUCGCUCAUCACCGACUACAGGGUCCGGCUCGGCUGUGGUUCUUUCACCGGCUCUUUUCUGGAAUAUUAUGCAGCUGACAUAAGCUACCCUGUCCGCAAGUCAAUCCAGCAGGACGUCCAGGGGACCAGGUUCCCCCAGCUGAGCAGGGAGGACCUGGAGGAGCCCAUGGUGGGGGGCCCGAAGGGCAGGAGGCAGGCCUGCAGGAAGGUCCUCCCUGACCGUUCGAGGGCUGCCCGGGACCGUGCCAACCAGAGGCUGGUGGAAUACAUCGUGAAGGCCAGGGGUGCUGAGGGCCACCUUCGGGACAUCCUGAAGAACAGGAGGCCAUCCAGGUGGCUGAAGACCUUCCUGAGCUCGGGGCAACAUGUGACCUGCGUGGAGACUUAUCUGGAGGAUGAUGAGCAGCUGGACCUGGUGGUGAAGUACCUCCAGGGGCUGUGCCAGGAGGCGGGCAACAGAGCUCUGGCACACACGGGUGCUGACAGGAUCCGCUUUGUCCUGGAUGUCCUCCUGCCCGAGGCCAUCAUCUGCGCGAUUUCUGCCGUGGACUCAGUGGACUACAAGACAGCCGAGGAGAAGUACAUCCGAGGACCUUCCCUCAGCUACCGGGAAAAAGAAAUAUUUGAUAACCAGCUCCUGGAAGAAAGGAACCGUCGGUGCUGAGGCCGGAGGAAGCUGUGUUUUGCCCCAGAGCUCUGGGGCAGGCGGGGCUCUGCCUCCGUCUGACUUCGGCUUCUCCUUUCCUGGCUCUUGUGGAAGGUACAGGUCCUAAAAGGUUUUUAAAGGACGAAAAUGAAUUUUUUGUGUGUGUGCUUAACAUCAUUACCUGUGACUGUACUCUAGGUUCAUUGAAGGUGCACAUUUGUUCUUUAUGUUAAAAAGCAUCGUAUCUGACAUUAAAGAGGAGCUUUAAAGACUCUAAUACAAAUGUACAGCCCCUGGCACAUCAAUGUAUUUUUCCAUUUGUUUCCCUCUUUUGUGUGAUUGCUCCUAAGAGGGCUCCUAAGUUUGUUGUGCCUCUAUUUUGUUUUUGAGAAAAACCCGUGUUUGAGAGAGGCAGGACCAGAGACCAGCUGCUUUCCGGUGUUCUGGCCUCUGCUGGGAUUGCCGUGCAGGAGACCAAAUGGACCAUGAUUCUUACUGGCGUCUUUCUGCUCACUCCGCGUGGGUCAGCACCCAGCCAGCUGGAGCUGUGACACCUGUGUGUGCAGCCUGGGACGCAAGCUCACACCCUGGGCCUGGCACCUGCAGAAAUGAGCCCUUUGUCUGGAGGCUCGAAGCACAAGAUGGGUUCCCCUGACGCCCCAGGGUCCCAGGCUCAGGGCCCUGCCUUUGGAGACAGUUGUGUGCAAGCCUGGGCCCCGACGUGGUUACAGAAGUCCCGUUUUGGCCAGAGCCACCCACAGUGGGUUAUUUUUCCUAAGCUGAUGGGAGGUUUCAUGCAGAAGGAAUCAGGGACGUGAGUUGUGAGCCCUGCCCCAUCCUCCUCCUCCUGGCUAUACUGCUGCCCCACCGCCAGGGCUGCGCCCCACGUCUAAGGAGAGACUGGCCUCCCUGAAGUCUGCACCUGACAGUUGGAGUGAGGGUCUCAUGGGAGGCACAAGGGCAUGUGCCCUGAAUGGAGACUGGCGUCUGAGCCCGAACGCCUUGGGUUGGUGGGCCGGGAAGGCGUGUGACAUCGCUCUUGGUUUCACUUAAACCUAAAUAGAGAUGUCGACACGCUGGCCCAGCGGUCCUGCUGAGGUGUUCCUCCCAGGGUGGCCUGAAGGGCGUCCUGUCUGGGCUGAGCUUGGGAGGAUGGCCCUACUGGCAUCACCACCAUGGCUUUGCACCCUUCUAGAAAGGUCCACCAACAAUGAGCCUCCUUGAAAUGGGUCAGGACAGAGAGCAAGAUGCUCUUGUGGGCCAGGGGUCUGCGUGGGAAUAUUCUCUUAUUGUAAAGUAUUUUUAUAUAUCUGUGUCCUAAGCUCUGGUUGUGGAAUUGAACUUUUCAGACUGGAAUUAAAUUCUGUUUUGGA